Saxophila tyrrhenica is the source of this 1827-nucleotide messenger RNA. RefSeq lists its product as uncharacterized. Bases 1 to 1827 code for a protein of 608 amino acids. NCBI's taxonomy places the organism in Eukaryota, Fungi, Ascomycota, Dothideomycetes, Mycosphaerellales, Extremaceae. The transcript has 3 exons. The record is from RefSeq and is a predicted model, not a curated record.
AUGGGCUCAACAGGAUAUCCUAAACGCGCUGCGCGCAUCAUGAACAUCUCAGGCUCGCCGGUCGACCGACGAGAUGCUAUGGCGAAGGCAGCAAACUCGGACGAACCCAUCGAUUUCCUGGUAGGCGAUUGGAUGUCAGAGUUGAAUAUGCCGGCUCGAGCAUACGCCAUGUCAACCGGUGACACAGCAGCCAUCGGUUACGAGCCGUCGUUCCUCGAAGCUUUGGAGCCAGCGCUUCCCUCUAUCGUCGAGAAGAGGAUCAAGGUGGCGGCAAAUGCCGGCUGCGUUGCGACCAAGGAUUUGUUCGAUGAAGUCGUGAGCAUGAUCUCCAAGCAUGGCCUGAGCGACAAGCUCAAGGUGGCAUGGGUGGAGGGCGACGUAGUAACUUCGACCGUGCUGGGAGCGGACUCGUCCUCACUGGUGUCCGUGUGCACUGGCGGUCGUCUCUCAGAAUGGCCUUUCGAGCCGGUGUUUGCGCAGUGUUACCUUGGCGGAUGGGCCAUCACGAAGGCGUUCGAAGCCGGCGCGGAUAUCGUGCUGUGUGGAAGAUGUGCAGACGCUUCUCCCAUUGUUGCUGCGGCGGCUUGGUGGCAUGGCUGGCAGCGAGAGGACUUCGACAACCUCGCUCGGGCCCUGAUUGCUGGUCAUCUGAUUGAGUGCUCGACCUAUGUGACAGGAGGCAACUUCACUGGCUUCAUCAAACAGAUGGACUGGUCCAUGAUCCAUGAUCUUGGAUACCCAAUCGCAGAGAUCAGCCACGACGGCGAUGUUGUUAUCACCAAAGCGACUGGAUCCGGCGGACUGGUCUCUCCCGCGACCUGUAAGGAGCAACUGUUGUAUGAAAUCCAGGGCAAAUACUACCUCAACAGCGAUGUCACCGCUGUCAUCGAAAGAGUCAGCUUCGAGGCCAUGGGUCCAGACCGGGUACGAAUGUCGGCUGUCACAGGCUUGCCACCGCCACCAACGACAAAGGCCGGAGUCACCGCUCAUGGAGGAUGGAAGGUCGAGCUGAACUGGGGCCUAGUCGGACUGGAUCUUGAAGAAAAGAAGAAAAUGUAUGAGGUCCAGCUCCGGCACAGCUUAGGAAAGGAAAGACUCAGCAAACUCUCGAUGCUUAACUUGACCAUCUAUGGCUCGGUGGCGGAGAAUCCACGCUCCCAGAACGCUGCUACGGUCGACCUACGUCUUGUCUUGCAAGCAAAAGACUAUAAAUCUGUCAGCCCCGAGGAGCUCACCGCACCGCUCUUCAACUUCAUCAUGGAAACAUUUCCCGCUGCGACUUACACUAACAAAAACAUCCGCCCGACCCAGUAUCAAGAGUACUUCCCAACACUCAUCCCGCAGCCAACGACGAUGAUUCACUUCUCGACUUCAGAUUCAUCAGUUGAAGUCCUCCCACCAACAAAGACGCUCCCGGAGAAGCUGGUUCAGCCGUCAUACGAACCAUCCUCCCCACUGGCCGUUGACUCGUUUGGGCCAACAACACGUAUGCCGCUUGGUCGCAUCUUACAUGCUCGUGCCGGAGACAAAGGCUCGAACUGCAAUGUCGCAUUCUUCCCAGUCCACGAUGAAGCUUGGCCAUGGGUACGGUCCUUCUUCACGACCGAAAAGUUCAUCGAACUCCUGGCGGACGACUAUGUUGGCCAGAAGAUCGAACGUAUGGAGUUUCCGGGCAUCUGCGCAGUCCACUUCCUGCUGCAUGACUGGCUGGACCGGGGCGUUACGGCCAAUGCGACGUACGACAUCCUUGGGAAGUUCAUCUCUGAGUACAUUCGAUGCAAGAAGGCGGAUAUUCCAACAAGGUUUCUGGAGCUUGGUACCAUCUGA